Messenger RNA from Folsomia candida, 1481 nucleotides. Its product is annotated as deoxynucleoside kinase. The record is from RefSeq and is a predicted model, not a curated record. Gene Ontology annotation, biological process: nucleobase-containing compound metabolic process. Gene Ontology annotation, molecular function: ATP binding; deoxynucleoside kinase activity. The transcript is spliced from 6 exons. The coding region runs from base 214 to 984 and encodes 256 amino acids. Gene Ontology annotation, cellular component: mitochondrion; cytoplasm. Lineage: Eukaryota; Metazoa; Arthropoda; Collembola; Entomobryomorpha; Isotomidae.
CGACUUUCACCAAUCGAGAGCAGAGCGAGGGAACCAAACCAUCAACGUUUUACGAGAAGAAUUAACACAUGUUGUCUGCUUACGCAAUUCCAUUUCAUCAUUCCAAUUUCACGUCCUGCUGUAAAUAAAUGUGGUGUGUGGCGUUACAGAAGAAUAGCAAUAAUGUACAACUUGAAUGGAAGGCGAGAACAAUAAACCAAGUUGUGGUACAGAAUGCUGGGUCGUCGGAUCUUGCUGCGCCCGUGUCGAAUGGCGAUAAUGAUGAUGGGUGGCGGGAAGAAGACGAUGUCGACAUGUCGGAUACCUUCCUCUGGCGGCUUGGCCCUUUUACCGUCCAACUUGACGAUUUGCGUAGAGGGGAACAUUGGAAGUGGCAAAACCACGUUUCUCCGACACUUUAAACAAUUUCCGGAGAUUUGUGUUUUGGAUGAACCAAUCUCAAAGUGGAGGGAUGUGAGAGGUCACAACUUGUUGGACUUGAUGUACAAAAAUCCAAGCAAGUGGAGCUUAUGUUUCCAAUCGUAUGUACAGUUGACCAUGCUGGAUCUUCACACAAAAGCGGUGACACAACCGUUCAAGAUGAUGGAGAGAUCAAUCUACAGUGCCAAAAACUGCUUCGUAAAAAAUCUGCACAACGAGGGGCUCAUGGAGGAUGCAGAAUAUACGGUUUUGACUGAAUGGUUUGACUUUGCUCGGGAAACAAUGCCCAUGAAAGUUGAUCUUAUAGUGUACUUGAGAACAGACCCCGAGGUUGCGUACAAACGAAUCGUCCAACGUGGUCGAUUUGAAGAAACUGCAAUCAAAAUGGAUUAUCUGCAAAGCAUCCAUAAUCUUCACGAAGACUGGCUGAUCAAUGAGAAGCACAACUUACCGUGUCCAGUGCUGACUCUUGAUGCAAAUCAUGAUCUCUCUAACAUGGCCCCAAACUACUCACUUUGUGAAGAGACUAUUUUUAGUAAACGAGUUGCUACUGCUGUGAACUGAAAAAAGUGCCUUGAAGUCGCAAAUGCCAUUUUCGUAUAUGUGAAUGUGAUUUCUUACAUUUUCUAUAAAAAGUUUCAUGUUUGAAUGCGAUUCAGAAUCUUUAUCUUCUUGAAGACAGACAGUGCUUAUAGUUUUAACUAGUGUUAAAUAGUUUAUUUAAUAAUCAAGUUUGUAUGCACCAAUAUAUAUAUAAAUGAUUUUAAGGUUUCUUUGAAAAUUAAUAACCACUGGGAUACCUUUAAAUACCAAAGGUGUCCGAAGUUAAGUAAGAUAAUACAGCUUUAAACAGUUAUGAAAAAAGCAAACAUCUAUGCUGUUUUGAAAUUGCAUGUAUAUUUUGUAAUAUAUUAAGAAUUAUAUUUCACUGCGUUACCAGCCUGUAUAACUUUUCUAAAACAUAGCUUCCUAAGUCGACUUACAAUGCAUGCAUCUUUUAUAUACCUGAUCCCUGUUAACAGCCCUACUUAAUAAAUUGUUCUUGUUAUUUUCCAUUGCAA